AAACUCUUGCAUCAAUGUAAAUAAACAAAAGAUAAUACAUGUGUAUUCAAGAUUUAAAACCCCAGGAAUUGUAGAUUAUCAGAACGAUUAUCAGGUGGUUGCCGGUACCGUAUGCUACCAGAAAUAUCAACGUUAAAUUGAAAAAAAUCCUUUGGUAUUAAAAAACUCCAAUAUGUUAGAAGCUAUUCUGUAUCAGAGGGGAAAAUUAGAAAUUCUUGAUCAACUCCUUUUGCCUGCUGAAACAUCCUAUGAUAAUAUAACCUCUGUACAAGAAGGAUGGGAUGCUAUUAAAUCUAUGAAGGUUAGAGGUGCUCCUGCUAUUUCAAUAGUAGCUGCAUUAAGUCUAGCAAUAGAAUUAGUCAAAAAGGAUUUUAGCUCUAAAUAUGAUCUGCAUGAUUUUAUAAUCAAGAAUUUAAACUACUUAUUGACAUCUCGUCCAACUGCAGUGAAUCUGAGCCAAGUUGUAAAACUAAUUACCAGUUUAUCUGAGCAAUAUUUAAAGGAUGACAGCCUAACAGAAAAUGCAAUAAAAGAAAGAUUGCUGACAGAAAUGGAAAAGCUACUCGCUAGCGAUAUUCGAAUCAAUAAAAGUAUAGGUGAAUAUGGUGGUAAACAUAUUUUGGAAAAUUGCUCAAAACCAAUUAAUAUUUUAACUCACUGUAAUACUGGAAGCUUGGCAACUGCAGGAUAUGGGACGGCUCUAGGUGUCAUCCGUUGGUUGCACCAGAAUAAUGAGCUGCAUCAAGCAUUCUGCACUGAAACCAGGCCAUAUAACCAAGGUGCAAGAUUAACAGCAUAUGAAUUGGUGCAUGACAAAAUACCAUCAACAUUAAUAUGCGAUAGCAUGGUGGCUUCCCUCAUGAAAUCUGGAAAAGUAUCUGCUGUGAUUGUUGGGGCUGAUCGAGUUGUUCUCAAUGGCGACACAGCAAAUAAAAUUGGUACCUAUCAAAUAGCUGUUUGUGCCAAAUAUCAUAACAUCCCAUUUUAUGUUGCAUGCCCAAGGAGCACUCUAGACUUUUCUUUAGAAUCUGGAAACAUGAUUCCAAUUGAAGAAAGACCAUCACAGGAAUUGCUCUGCAUAAAUAAAACUAGAAUUGCAGCUGAAGGAAUUAACUGCUGGAAUCCUGCUUUUGAUGUAACACCAGCUUCUUUAAUAACUGGAGGUAUUAUUACAGAAAUUGGAGUGUUUUCUCCUAGCAGUCUGAAAGAUAAUAUAGAAAAAUUAUCAAAUGCUGAUCUUUUUAAAUAAUUCAUUCAAUGGUAAUUUUUUAUUAUUAUAAUCAUAUUUUUGUUAUAACAUUUCAAAUGUUUUAUCUCAAAACCUUUAUAUUUAAAGGGAUGAAUUGUAUUUCGGGGAAUUGUUCGAAAUAUA
Molecule: messenger RNA, 1372 nt
Organism: Argiope bruennichi
Lineage: Eukaryota; Metazoa; Arthropoda; Arachnida; Araneae; Araneidae
Product: methylthioribose-1-phosphate isomerase-like
Exons: 6
Coding region: 173-1249 (358 amino acids)
Molecular function (GO): S-methyl-5-thioribose-1-phosphate isomerase activity
Source: RefSeq, a predicted model, not a curated record